Molecule: messenger RNA, 1329 nt
Organism: Hibiscus syriacus
Lineage: Eukaryota; Viridiplantae; Streptophyta; Magnoliopsida; Malvales; Malvaceae
Exons: 2
Coding region: 99-1076 (325 amino acids)
Source: RefSeq, a predicted model, not a curated record
UGUGACCGGUUCACAGGUAACUGUGACGAAGGGUAGGAAACUAUCAUUUUUAGUUGUCGACUAUCAGCUGUUCAUUGAGAAUAUAUUCAUGAUUUGUUAUGCUUGUCCUUACACAAAUGAAUAGUUCAAAAGGUGGGCUGAGACGUGUGUCACCAUCUGAUAUAGAUGUAACCCAAUUCAAAUUGUUACAGGAGCAGCAACAUCUUCAUCUACAGAUGCCACAUUCUCAAUCUCUGCAAUUUCUUCUUGAUCAAUUGCUGCAGCAUCAGAUGUCUGGUCCUGGUUACAGUCAGCACGUAUUCGAUGCUGCUAGAGACAACAGACUUGAUCAGGUUCAGUUACGAAGGCAUAUCUUGAGUGAAUCACAGCAGAAUUCACAUGCUUCAAGUCACCUGGAUUCAUCACUGGAGCAGAUCAUCCAAGAAAAGAUUAACCAGGGUGCACUCCAAGGGCAACAAGAUGAAUUUUUUGAUUUAAUGUCACAGGCAAAGUAUGGCAAUAUGCUUCCUUCGGAGCAUCAGCUUCGUCUUCAACAAGAACAGUUUCAAGUGCAGCAAUUAUCAAUGGCACUGAGGCAACAAUUAGGAAUGGAGGGGGAUAGGAGGCUUGCUGGUUCAUUGUCUGCUGAUGAAGUUCGUCAAUUUGUUGGGAAUCCUAGCAAUCCUCAUCAGGCUCAUUCUGUGGGGUUGAAUGCUUCAGAUAAUUACCAGCAGAGGCUGUCACCUCUUGAAGAUCCUUACUUCAAUAGACAGAAUCAUUCUUUGCAGGACCUACCGGAGCGAGGGAAUUUCGACCCCAACUCUACAGCAUUUGGCAGGUUGAAUCUCCCUGCAGUUGCUCCUGGGAUGAAAGUUCAUCCUGGUGCAACGGAGAGCUUCGACUCUAGGAAAAAUGUGCGGUUAGAAAAUAGUUGGACCAUAAAACAGAUGCAACAUUUAAAUCUUGAAACAGAAUUGCAAAGAAGGAAGUCUGAGGUUGAUUCAAGCACUUGGGCAUCAGCUGGAGGGGUUCAUGAAAACUCUAAGAAAGCUUUAAUGGACCUUCUUCAACAAAAACUUGGUAUUCAAUCUAUGUAAUCAUCAGAAGUAGAUUGUCAACAUUCUACUUCAUCUUCUAAGGGGAGGGAAACCUUUUGCCCUGUUUCCGAGCAGCAAACUUUCAGUUUUCCUUUUAAUCAUUUUCCAAAUCAGGAAGUUCACGUGAAUUACUUAUUUCCGGAAGGCCUUCAAAAUUCUGAUUCAAGUGCCUUGUUGCAAGAUCAUUUGCAUGGAGUUGCUGUGAGUGGUUAUGUCAACCAAAUGGUUAAUUGUGAAAGAUUUCCUCUUAAAG